This is a messenger RNA of Aspergillus niger, 270 nucleotides long. RefSeq lists its product as hypothetical. Bases 1 to 270 code for a protein of 89 amino acids. The transcript has 3 exons. NCBI's taxonomy places the organism in Eukaryota, Fungi, Ascomycota, Eurotiomycetes, Eurotiales, Aspergillaceae. The record is from RefSeq and is a predicted model, not a curated record.
AUGCCAAAGCACGAUUGGUGCUUUUUGUGGGGUGUCAUAGCAGUGAAAUUCAAUGGCCACUACAAAGCUAGUACAAUCUUGGGCUUCAAGCACAUCAUGUAUAAAAUGCACACUAAUAUUCCGUAUAGACAUGGUCAUCGGAGCCCUAGGAAGCUGCCUGUUUGGGGGGUCUUGGAUCGACAGGGGAUAAGGGAUAUAUUUCCUACUACUGUGCCAAUCAUAAUGCACACUGGAGGUAAUGGUCGUGGCCAUCCUUUAGGCGACCCGUAA